CACAAGGAUAUUCGCAGCGCUUGCCAGGAUUCGCUGGCUGAGUACCACAAACCAAAACAAAUCGCUUUGGCGCGAAACGAAAGCCGGAAAUAAAUUAAAUUAAAUCAAGUCGUAACGAAAUUGAACGGAAACAGUGAUUUAAAUAGCCAAACUGGCCAUGUCCCGACGCAAACAGGCCAAACCGCGCGCCUGUCUCAAACUUGGCGAGAAGGAGGAUGAGGAGAACAACACUGGGCUGCUGGAGCCCAAGGAGGAGCUGCUCAGCGGCGACGAGGACAACGAGGAUAAUGAGGAUGAGGACGAGGAGUUGGCCGAUGAGGAGGCGCCCGAGGGAGGAGAGCUUCAGCCCCAGAUCGAGCCCAAUGAAUCACAGCAACAAAGCUGGCCCACAGCUGAUGAGCCAGCGACCCCAGCUGCAGUGCCAAAAGAAGAAGCAGCAGAAGGAGCAGAAGAACUACAACACCCACGGGAUGAGGUAGUUGCAUCUGAUGCUACUGCUGCUGCCAAUGCCAACGGACACUGCAAGUCCUCUGGCCACCAAUAUGCCGAGAAUGCGGAGGAGGAACCGGAGGAGCCGGAGGACUUGGAACUGGACGAGGAGCUACUCAGUCUCAGCGGGGACGAGGACUACGACGAUGAGGAGCUGCAGAGCCUGGACAGCUUCUACUCAGAUAUGUACAGUACCCACACAUCGUCCAGUUAUUCGCCUAGUAUUUCUGACGGCACCAUGACUCCUAAUUCACAUCAUUUGCCUGGAGCUCUAACAACCGCUGGUCAGGAGGAUCAUCCCAUUGAGGGCAAGAUGAAUGGUGGAUCUGAAGGCGGGGAGUUGCCCAAGCCCAAACGAUUGCCCCAUUUCCAUCACCAUCAUCACUACCAUCAUCAACAGGCACUGAAGAUAGCCAACAAGCUGCGGAAAAUCAAUAAGGAAGCCAAAAUGGGAGCCAACGGCAGUGCAGGAUCCACUGGAGCAGUCUCCAAGUUUGAUAAGUUGACAGGAGAGGGGAUUAAAAGUCGCGGCGACGGCUCCUAUCAGUGCCAGUUCUGCGAAAAGACAUUUCCGCGGCUCGGCUACUUAAAGCAUCACGUACAGAGCCACGCUGAACACCUGCCUUUCAAAUGCGAAUACUGCGCCAAGCUGUUCAAGCACAAGCGAUCCCGAGAUCGUCAUAAGAAAUUGCAUACCAACGAGCGGAACUACAAGUGUCCGCAUUGCGAGGCAGCCUUUUCUAGGAGCGACCACUUGAAGAUCCACAUGAAGACGCAUGACAUCCAGAAACCCUUCCAGUGCAGCAUGUGCAACCGGGGCUACAAUACAGCCGCUGCUUUGACCUCUCACAUGCAGAAGCACAAGAAGAAUGCCGCCAUCCUGGCAGCUGGUGGUAACCCGAAUGCCCUGAAUUACAGUCCACGAUCCACGGGAUCUGCCUCGGCCUCGGUUUCGAGUAAUGGUAGUCUUCAGAAGAGACGUUAUGCCCUAGCUUUGGCCUCUGAUAGUAGUCCCAGUCGAUUGGAUUUCCCCAAGAGGUCGAGAAGUAGCCAUGUGGGUGGAGCAAACACAAAUACCACCGCAGCUACACCCACUCCUUUGUUAAGAUGCAGCUACUGUCCCAAGGUCGCGGAGUUCAGUAGCCUGGAGCAACUGAAUGCCCAUCUCCAGAGUGUCCACGAGCAGACGGUGAAGACCCCGGAUUCCGAGGGCUUCCAGCUGAGCUGCGAGUACUGCACCAUGAAGUUUGGCAACAUCGCCGGUCUCUUCCAGCACAUGCGAGCCACCCACAUGGAUCGAUUGAGCAGCCCGAACUCCUAUUACGAGCACUUCAAUCGCCUGGCCACCGCGGGCACUUUUAGUCCACGAUUGGCCAUGGAUAUGCCCAAGAUUAAACCGGAUUUGGGCAGUCCGGAGAGGGAUUCACGACCCGCGGAGGAGGAUCUGCCCACGGAUUUGAGCAGCAACAAGCGGCGACCAGUGACACCUAAUCCUCAGACUCAGAAUCAAUUACCACCUCCUUCGGCUCCACCGGGGGUCUUCUUCUGCAAUCAGUGCAACGCGGGAUUACCCGACUUUGAGAGCUUCAGGAAUCACCUGAAGAGUCACAUUGCCGAGGGCAUGCAACUGAUUUGUCCGCAUUGCGGUUUAAGUUUACCAGAGCAAUCGGAGUUCGAGCGACAUGUGGUGGGUCACUUCCUGAUCACCGGCUCCGAGUUCAACUGCAGUUCGUCGUGCGGCAAGAGCUUUGCCAAGUCGGAGGAUCUGCAGCAACAUUUGCUGGCGGAGCACGUGCUCACCCUGCUCAAGUGCUCCUUGUGCUCGGAGGUUUGUGAGAGUCGCAUGGCCAUGCAGUUGCAUUUGGCUUGUUCUCAUAGUCAGGAGACGAAGCUCCUCCGCUGCAGCGCCUGUUUGGAGCUCUUUCGAUCCGAUGCCGAGUUCCAUGUGCAUGUCAAGACACGUCACCAGUUAAGCGGACACCCCACGUUGGGCGCCAAUUCUAAUGCGCCCGCUAACCCUUUGCAGUGCAUGUUCUGUCGCGCCGUCUGCUCUUCGGAGCUGGAGAUGCACUUCCAUUUGGCCGCCCAUGCUCGCCAGUUUAGAUGUCCCUCCUGCCCGGAGACCUUCCAUGUGGAGUUCCUCCUCGAUCGUCACAUGCAGAGUCAGCAUGGUGGGGUCAAGGACAAGGAGGCCAGCUCACCCAACAUGGGCAGUCUCUAUGUGAAUGCUUUGCUGCCUCCUUUGGCGGCAGCGGCGGCGGCAGCAGCGGCCACGAAUAACAACAGCAGCAUCAUCGACUACAAUGUGGCAUUCAAGGGUUUGUUUGGGGGAGGAGGAGCAGGCUCAGGAGGAGGAGGAUCAGGACCAGCACCUCCACCUUCGAGCAACAAAUUCUACAGUCCCCUUCAGGUAGACACAAAUGCCCUAAAAACCCAAACCUCCCCACAUCCGGCUUUAAUGUACGGCCUGAGUCAGCGAUAUCUGAUGGAGAUGUAUGCCGCCAAGUCCACUUCACCAGCGGGCGAUGUAACUAGUAACCCCCAGUCAACUCAGGCUUCCCAGGCAUCCGCAGCAGCACCACCACCCCCGCCACAAAAUCCUCCGACUGCCACCUUCAGUUGCGGAAUGUGCGAGCGACAGGAUUUGCGUAGCGAGGCGGAACUUCACUCGCAUCGCAAAUUGGCCCAUAACCUGAAGACAGGAGUGAGUCUGCGAUGUGCCUACUGCGCUGGGAACUUUAAAUCCCGCGCCGAACUUGAGCAACACAUGAAGAGCUGUCACAAUUCGACAGGCAAGCACAAGUGCUUAAUAUGCGAUGAGGUAUUCCCCUCGCCAGCCAUCCUAGCGGAGCACAAACUGCAGCACUCGAAGGUGGGGCAGUCGGGCAAGUGCUCCCAUUGCGGACAGCCGCUCGAGGAUGUGGCCGCCUUCAGGGCUCAUCUAUCGGAACAUGGCAGUGAUGGUGGUUCCCUGCCACUGGCUUGCAUUUGCUGUCGCCAGACGUUGCAUUCGGAAUUUGAGCUGAGUUUGCAUGCCAAAUUCCACACCAAAUCCUCGUCGAGCGGGGGAAGUUUGCAGGAACCUGUCUGUGCUUUGUGCCUGGAACCUCUACCCGAUGCCACCGAAGGUCCAGCCAAACUAUGCGACAAAUGCUGUCGCAAACACAAUUUGAAUGGCAAGAGGGGAAAGCAUACAGAACCUCCAGCAGUUCUACCACCCCAAAGUUCAUCCUUUGUGGAAAACCGCUGUAACCUUUGCAAGAUGAUCCUGCCACAUGCCCAGAAACUUCAAGAACAUCUCGUAGAACACACCUUUGCGGGCACCGAACAGCGUGGCUUCAAUUGCUACAUUUGCUCAGCGGUUUUCACUGCACCUGGAGGAUUACUCAAUCAUAUGAGUGAACAUGGAGCUCAUUCGAGACCCUACGAUUGCAGUCUUUGCCCCGAGAAGUUCUACUUCCGUGCCGAAUUGGAACAUCACCAGAGGGGUCACGAACUCAGGCCACGUCCUUCGCAACCCAAAGUGGAGGUAGCCUCCAACCAGAGGAACAGUUCACCCAGCCAGAGUCCCACGGUGCGGAGUCCCACGAUUGUCAAGCAGGAACUCUAUGAAACGGAUACUGUGGAGUCCAAUGGAGCCGAAGAUGAGCCGGAGAAUCCUCCUGAUGAAGAGGAGUACAUCGAAGUGGAACAAAUGCCGCAUGAGACACGUCCAAGUGAGAUGGGGUCGCAAUUGGAAAGGUCCACCAGUAGCGCCUAAAAAGAAAUAUUAGAAAAAUGAUAAAAACCAGUAGUUCAGAAUAAGAUUACUUAGAGGGCUGCCUAGUAUUUAAAAAGACUGUUUCCAAACUUGCUGUUUUCUGAUAUUUAUUUUUAUAACAAUUUUGGGACGCUCUCCAAAAAUUACUACAUCUUGCCAAUAAAAAACUUGAAGCAAAUGGAACAGUUUAGUAUUAACCGUAUACGUAUAAUUAAAUAACUUUUCGAAAAUCCAUAAAUUAAGUAAAUGUCAAAACAUAAUCAAUAUUACACAUACGCCUAGUGUACUCGUAGAAAGUCUUUACAAAAAAAAAAGAAAGAAAGCAUUUGUGUGUGAUAGUUUUUCAAAGAUUCAACUACCACUAUAUUAUGAUUUAUCUAUCAUAGAUUCGUAUGUUAUUGGGCCUUGCCUUCGAUUCAGUAUUUAUAUUGUAUUACACGAUCCAACAAUAACUAACCAUGUAACUAUAAACGAUUAUACAAUUAACUAUAUAUGAAUGUAUGUCUUAUAUAAGCACCAAAACAUUUUUAAUGUGUAGCAUAUAAAAAGCGAGAAAAAAGAAA
This is a messenger RNA of Drosophila takahashii, 4812 nucleotides long. RefSeq names its product zinc finger protein Lobe (gene L). Gene Ontology annotation, biological process: regulation of transcription by RNA polymerase II. Lineage: Eukaryota; Metazoa; Arthropoda; Insecta; Diptera; Drosophilidae. Gene Ontology annotation, cellular component: nucleus; chromosome. The record is from RefSeq and is a predicted model, not a curated record. Gene Ontology annotation, molecular function: chromatin insulator sequence binding; RNA polymerase II cis-regulatory region sequence-specific DNA binding; DNA-binding transcription activator activity, RNA polymerase II-specific.